AUGCAAAGCAAGCUUGAGAAGGUGGUAGCGGGUCUGAAGACAGGACCUAGAUUCCUGAAGGAGCUGCGGGAGUUUGAUAACCUAGUCAAGGCUAUCGGGGAAUGCAAGUCCAAGGCGGAGGAAGACCGCGUUAUCAGUCAGGAGGUGGAGCUGUUGAAACAACGCUUGAGCGAUCCCAAGCUGGACAAAAGCCGGGGGAAGGAGUAUAUGGUCCGCCUUAUGUACUGUGACAUCCUGGGCCACGAUACUAGUUUUGCGUACGUUAAAGCUCUGCAAUUCGCCAGUGACUCCAACAUCCACACCAAGAAGGCCGCAUACCUGGCUCUGACCCAGUUUCUGGACUACAACAACAACCUCGUGUUGCUGCUGGUUAAUACGCUGCUCUUGGACAUGAAGUCCGACAACUACCUGAUAGUCUGUACGGCGCUGGUGGCGGCCACACGGCUUAUUGGCCCUGACCUGGUCAACGCGGUGUACCCUGUGGUGGUGGAGCGAUUGCGUCACCCCAAUGAGCACGUGCGGAAAAAGGCGGUCAUGGCGCUGCAUUGGUUCGGCCAGCUGGACCCGCGCCGCGAGGGGGCGCUGGCAGGGGUGGAGCUUGAGAAGCACUUCCGGACCAUGUUGUGCGACAAGGCACAGGUCGCAUGGGAACCGGGGGGGACACACGGGCGGGGUGUUGCGCAGGACCCCUCAGUAAUGAGCGCCGCCCUAUGUGCGCUGCACGACUGCAUCAAGCUGGACCCACGGCCAUACAAGAACCUCAUACCCUCCUUCACCAGCAUUCUAAAGCAGGUUUCGGAGCAUCGGCUGCCCAAGACCUACGACUACCACCGCUUCCCGGCACCUUUCAUCCAGAUCAAGCUGCUAAAGAUACUGGCGGCGCUGGGUGCGGGCGACCGCUCCGCCGCCGAGAAUAUGGCGGCGGUGCUACACCAAACUCUUCGGCGAGCCAACACCAGCCACACCAUUGGCUCCGCCAUCAUCUACGAGUGCGUCCGCACAAUCACCACCAUCUACCCCAACCCGCAGCUGCUGGCAGCAGCCGCGGAGAGUAUUGCGACGUUCCUCCGCUCCACCUCACACAACCUGCGCUAUGUGGGUAUUGAUGCGCUGGCCGGCAUCACGGCGCUCAACCCCUCCGCGGCGGCGGAGCACCAGGUGGCGGUGCUGGACUGCCUGGAGGACCCGGACGACACCCUAAAGCUGAAAACGCUUGAGCUGCUGUACAAGAUGACGAAGGCCAACAACAUCCAGGCAGGCCACGGAGCCGGCACGCGUUGGGGGUUGGUCAUUGUGGAUAAGAUGAUGGGCUACCUAGGCAGCUGCACCGAUGAGCACAUCCGCAAGGAUAUCGUGCGCAAGGUGUGUGACCUGGCGGAGCGCUACGCCCCCUCACCCGCCUGGUUCGUGACCACCAUCAGCGAGGUCUUCCGACUGGGAGGCGAGCAUGUGGAUGAAGCGGAUGGCAACCGGCUGGUCAGGCUCAUAGCGGAGCAGGACGCCUCGCUGCACACCUCGGCUGUGGAGGCCUACCUGCAGCUGUUGGAUGGGGAGAGCGCUGCGGCAACUGCGGCCCCCGUUGGUGGGGGUGGGGGUGGCGCGGUGCCGCCGCCGAAGGGAGCACGGCGGAAGAAAUUGCCGGAGAGCAUUUUGCUGGUCAUCUGCUGGGUGCUGGGGGAGUUCGGCCACCUUGCCCGUCGCCCUCCACUCGCCGUCCUGAGCCGCCUGGUGGGCAUUCUCACAGCCCACAAGGCUGCCUCGGACCGCCUGCGUGGCUGCCUACUCACCGCAUUGGCCAAGCUGGCAGCGCACACGGGCGGCGCGGCCGGACCGGUGGGGCAGGCGUUGCUGCAGAAGCAGGGAUCCCAUCACAACGCGGAUGGCGGCGGGGCGGCGGAGGUUGCGGAGCUGGUGCACAAGUGCUUGAACAGUCAAAGCUUGGAGCUGCAGCAGCGCGCGCAUGAGCUGCAGGCGCUGCUGGGCUGCUCCCCCGCAGUGCUAGCGGCCGCACUGCCCGUGGACGCCUCCUGCGAGGAUUUCAGUCCUCAGGACCUGGAGCAGGUGGCGACAUUGCCCUUCCUGGAGGGACACGUGGCGCGGGCGCUGGCGGCGGGUGCGGCGCCGUACCUGCCGCCGGAGGCGCGCGGCGCUCGUGCGGCGGAUGGCGCAUCGAAGGGCCUGCGUUUCGAGGCAUAUGAGCCAGCCCCGUACGCCAUCCCCCUCGCGGCCGCUUCAACCUCUUACGCCGCCGCCAGCGUUCACGAUACGCGGUCCAGCUCGGCGGCGACCGCAGCCCCGGCGGCCGGUGGCGGAGCGGGACCCGCGGCGCCGCAGUCCGCACCAUCUUUUGCGGAGCCCCAGCUCAUGAUUAAAACGACCGGAGGCCGCAAGUGGGGACCGGCGCAAUACGAGACAGCGGACUACGGUGGGACGUCGACGUCAUCAAGCCACGGCGCACCGGCGGCAACAGCGCCGGCGGCAGUGGCGGGGGCGGCGCUGUCCAAAAGCGGCGGUACUCACCAUUCCCGUAGCGGCUCCGCUGCCAGCUUGACGAGCCAGGCGCCGUCAGAACGGGAACGACUGGCGGCGUCGCUCUUUGGCGGAGGCAGCGGAGGCAGUGGUACGACAGUAAUUUCGAAGCCAGCGCCUGCGGGGCAGAGGCAAGUGAAUGGCGGGGCCGCUGUUGCAACUGCGGCAGUGGGGCCGCCGCCGCCGCAGCAACGCAAUCCCAUGGACUUGUUGCUGGACUUGGAUGUGCCAACGCCGCCGCCGCCGCAGCGGCCAGCGGGUACGGCGACGGCGGGACCCCCGGGUCAGGGUAUAACGCCACCGCAGCUGGGAGGUGACUGGAUGGACUCAUUACUGCAUGCCCCUGCUGGGCCUGCGCCGCCGGCGUCAUCGUCGCUGGCCGGCUUGGAGCCCGCCAGAGGCGGCGUGGGGUCGUUCCUUGGGCCGGCGACCGUAUCCAACGGCGCCGGCGCCAUGAUGUACGGCAUGAUGCAACCGCUUGCGCCGCCGCAACAGCAGCCCGGUGGCAUGCCUCCGGUGAUGGGUAUGAGCGGGGGGAUGGGCUUGAAUGUGGGUAUGGUACCUCCCCCAGGCGGCAUCAUGUCCCCGGCACCGGGGCAUGGGCCGGGACUGGGCAUUGGGAUGGUAGGAGGCCCCGGGGCCUACGGCGCAGCGAUGCCGCUGCAGCCACAGCCACAAGGGUGGCAGUCACAGCAGCAGCAGCCGAUGUCCGGUGUGAUGGGCGGAGGUAUGGGCCUGGCUGCAGCACCGGCGGCAGCCCGUGGACCUCAACCGUUACCACUACAAUCGCAACGCCAGGCGGAUCCGUUUGGAGAUUUGUUGGGUUGA
Messenger RNA from Volvox carteri f. nagariensis, 3357 nucleotides. RefSeq lists its product as uncharacterized. The transcript has 15 exons. Gene Ontology annotation, biological process: intracellular protein transport; receptor-mediated endocytosis. NCBI's taxonomy places the organism in Eukaryota, Viridiplantae, Chlorophyta, Chlorophyceae, Chlamydomonadales, Volvocaceae. The coding region runs from base 1 to 3357 and encodes 1118 amino acids. The record is from RefSeq and is a predicted model, not a curated record. Gene Ontology annotation, molecular function: cargo adaptor activity. Gene Ontology annotation, cellular component: membrane coat; AP-4 adaptor complex.